AUGAUUUCUAUCGCAAGGAAGAAUUAUUUGCAGAAGCUGAUGAAGCUUAUGGGAAAAAAUCAGCAUCAUUCCUCCCCAGCUGAAAUCUACGAACAGAGAAGAAAUCAGAGACAACGAUCUUCAACUUCCUCGAAUUCAAGCAUUGAACCUAUGCCAACCAUAGAAGAAGUGGAAGAGGACGAAGCUAGCUUCAAUUCUGCAAUAAAUUGUCUGUUGAUAAAAACCAUAUACGGGUUGACUUGCCGAUACAGAAUCGGUGCAAUGGCAGUUUGCAAGCGGAGUACUGGCUCUGUGACUGAAGACGCAAUACGAAAAUUUCGAAUGCACAAAAAACAGUCAAAGCACUUCACAGAAAACUGCCUUCCAUAUCAUAAUCGUUCUUCGCCAGCUGAAAUACACAAGCAGAGAAGAAAUCAGAGGCAAAGAUCUUCAAGGUUUUCGAACUUGAGCAUCAAGCCUAUGCCAACCAUAGAAGAAGAGGAAGAGGACAUGUUAACGUUCAAUGCGUGCAGCGGCAUGGAUGCUCAGCAGCUUGAUGCUAUAGAAGAGCUAGCUUCAGUUCCACAAUAA
This is a messenger RNA of Cylicocyclus nassatus, 570 nucleotides long. Lineage: Eukaryota; Metazoa; Nematoda; Chromadorea; Rhabditida; Strongylidae. The record is from the annotation of a GenBank genome assembly.